This is a messenger RNA of Acanthamoeba castellanii str. Neff, 315 nucleotides long. RefSeq names its product signal peptidase complex subunit 3b, putative. Lineage: Eukaryota; Discosea; Longamoebia; Acanthamoebidae. The transcript has a single exon. Gene Ontology annotation, cellular component: signal peptidase complex; membrane. The annotation marks the transcript as partial. The record is from RefSeq and is a predicted model, not a curated record. Gene Ontology annotation, biological process: protein targeting to ER.
AUGCAUUCGUUGUUGAUGCGCGCCAAUGCCAUAUUCUGCUACGCCUUGGUGGUGCUAGCGGUGCUAGUGGGGUGCAACAUCGGCACAUCCUACUUCAUCCCCACGAAUCCUGAAGUCCAUUUUGCAGUGACAUCGCUGCAGGUCUUCCAGCGGCAUCCAACAUUGCAGAACGAUGUGUUAUCGUUGACGUUCGAUCUCAAGGCCGACCUGUCGAGCCUCUUCCACUGGAACACCAAGCAGCUGUUCGUCUACGUCGCGGCUGAGUACGCCACGGAGCGCAACGCCGUCAAUCAGAUUGUGGUCUGGGAUGACAUC